AUGGGGGAUAGCAGAACGCAAAGUAUUGCUUCCUCGUCAUUGUUAACGGUAGAAGAUGCAAAUUACGAUAAUGUUGAUGUGAAUAAACUCUAUGAAGCAGUGUUGAAGAUAUUGAUCCUUGAAUAUCGGAAUGAAGCAAGAUUCAGAACUCCAAUCCGAGAAAAGUCGCCUGUUUCGUCUAAUCUGGAGGCUAGUAACUCUUCAAGUAUGCUUUCAACUUCAGCCUCUUCAUCUGGAAAGAAUAAGCAAAACGAAGAUGUUUCAUUACCAAGUCACCUUAUUGCAUCACUUGAGAAACGAUUGAACUUGAUUGCCUUGAAGAAAUCAGAUCAAAACAUAGACGAAAUGACAAGAAGAUCACUCUUGAGAUUCUAUAGUGAAGUUUUGGAUCCUAAAUUCAAAGAAGAAGUGAAGAGGGUUAAUAAACCUGAAUAUUUGGUCAUGAAGUUUGUAUCCUCUGCUGAUAAAGAAUUGGUCAAGAUUGGAUCUGUGCCCAGCAAUGAAAUCAGCAGUCAUGUCUUCAAACAGACAGGUGUGUUUGUUCAAAUCUUAAUCAGUUUAGUGCGUCAGGAUAGAAAUGGUGAGCAAAUUGUUACCAAAUUGAAAGAAUAUAAAGAAUCUUUAAAGCCAAAGGCAGGUCCAAUUGCAAGUUCUGCUUCUAAGACAACAUCCACAGCAACCGCAAGUCUUAAGUAUCCACAGCCUUCCUUUAGAGUUGCAGAUAUGGAGCAGGCGAUGAUUAACUUAGUUUCCAAGAUCUUCAAUGUAGAUAAAAUCAAAAUACAGCAAGACGUAUUUAAGGUGAAAGACUUGGCACAGGAAAAAACGCUCCAUAAAGAUGUUCAACAGAUUCAGUUUUAUUUGAGUAAGGAUUUGGGUCAAUUGACUGCUAGACUGUUUUUAGAACCUCAAUUUUAUGAAGAUUGGAAAGCAAGAGAAGAGUCAUUAUGCUCACAGCUACUCAACAAGUAUCAAAUCCCAGCAGCUGUGAAAUUAUUACCGACUCCUCUUUUGCCUUCAGGCGAAGAUUUCUAUAUUUUACCAACAACUCAAUUGAGUAGAUCAUAUUUUGUUGUUCUAUUAAAGAAAUGCAUAGAAUAUGAGAAACAAGAAAAGCAAGUAAUUUCCAACGAGGACAGCUCACGCUCUGGUCUUCUGGAAUCCGAUUCUUCAAGGCUCUUUUCAAAGCAUGUACUAGCAUUAAUUAGCCAUUGUUCGAAAUUCUGGCGCAUAGACUUUCCAACAAGAGCGACAUCAUUGUACACUGCCGCACAUGCUACUGGUAUUUUAAAGGAUAAUUUGGGACUUAUAGACUUAUCGAUGACAGGUACUGUUUUGCAUUUUUGUAAAAGGGUUAUUGAAGAUUUGGGCAAACUUGACUGGGAUGAUAAAUUUUCAUGGUCAAUGAAGGACCAAGAGCUUUGGACAAAAAACUUGUUAAUCAGUUAUAAUGAGGCUCUUUUAGGUAUAAAGGAAUCACUUGGGUUGAUUUUUAAUAAACACGUUAAACCCAAAUUCGGCCCCUAUCUUCAAUUUUUAGGAGACUAUAUCGAAUCUGAUUCACUUUUCAAUAGGGUUGAAGAAACUGGGAUAGUAAAAAAGUGGGAAAAGAAGUUGUCUAAAACCUUGCUUAGGGUUAGUGAAGCCAAAUAUGCCGAUUUAUUGGCAAAUUUGCCCAGAGAUGAUACCCUCAAUAUUGUACAUAUUUUAAACAUAUCUGAUAGCAUCGUUGAGGAUAUCAGGGCACUUCAAAAAAGAUAUAAAAACCCUUUAUUAGGAUUCUUGAAUGUUCCUCGAACUUCUGCAGCUGUAAUAACGGGGAUGUUUGCUUCUGAUUCCAGAAAUAUUUUAAAGCAUAUCAGUGCAUACUCCAAGCAGAAGAAUGAGCCGUUACCUUACGGAGAUGCGAUUGAAGCUUACAAAUCACUAUUCCAGAUUAGGGAUAUUUUCAACCAAGUUUCAUAUUCAAAUGGCAAAUCGUCCAGCGGCGGUAAAGUAGGUUCUGGAAAUGAGUUUAAAUUUGAUUUAGAAGAUUUUUUUUACCCAUUCUUGGAAGAAUGGGUAUCUGAAAGUGGAGAUAAGAUUAGGUCCAUUAUUACUGAAGCUAUUUCAAGAGAUGACUUCAAGCCAAUUGACAUAGACAACGAUUCCAAGAAAUUCUCAUCAUCCGUCUUAGAUAUAUUUGUUCUAGUUAGAGAGUAUUUGAAAAUCUUGAAAAAUUUGAAUUGGUCUAAUGAAUUCCAAGCUGCAAAAAUUUAUACAAAUCUCUUGAAAAGUAUCUCAGAAGGGGUCCUAGCGUAUGCAUCAAGGAUUACUGAUAAAAUUAUCAAGGAAUUAGAUGAAGAGGAGAGUAGAAGGGAAAAAAACGGUACUACUGGUAAUACGUUGGAUGUUCCCCAAACUGAUAUUGAAAAGCGUAAAAGUGGUGGAGGAUGGUUUGAUGAGGUCAAAAAUGUGGUUUCAAACAUUCAAAGCGGCCAAAGCACCAAGUUUGAAAAUGAAGAACCUUACAAUUUCAAACCUGAAACUUGUAUUGCUUUGAAUAACCUUUCAGCGAUGAUGGAGCAAAUGACCAAACUAGAAGACCAUUUAGACCCUGAAUCGAUUUCAAAAACGGUUAUGGCCUAUGAUCCUACUGUCAAUAAGAAAUUCACCAGUCAUGUAUUUUCAGUUAGAAUAGUAAAAGCUGAGAAUAUUAAACUGUCAUCAUCAUCAUCUAACUUGCACCCUUAUAUUACCUUAAUUGAUACCAAGUUGAGAAAGACUAUCGCAAAAACUGGAGUUGUUCAUAAUUCAGAUAAUCCUGAAUGGGAUGAAGAAUUUGAAAUUACAAUUCCUGCAAACACGUCAUUAACGAUUUCUUCGACAGUUUGGGAUCAGCCUAAGUUUGGAACACACUCAAUAUGUGGAAGAGCACUUUUACAGCUAGAUCCCAGAAAUUUCAAGCAUGAUGGUAUACCCCAGGAAAUAUACCUUGAUUUAGAUACUCAAGGAAGGGUAUUGUUGGAAGUUGCAGUAGAAAGUGAGCGUGCGGACGCAAUAUUUGCCAUGGGAAGAGCUCACAGAUCUCUCAAGAGAUCACAAGAAAGGUGCAUUAAGUUAAUCGUUCAAAAGUUUUCUAGAUUCAUUCACUAUUGCUUCUCAAGAAGUAAUUUAAAAUCGAUUUGUGGGAGUAACGGAAAUAUCAAACCGACACAGGAUCAAAUGGACCAGGCUAUGAUGCCCUUAUACAAUUACUUGAAUCUGAACUUAGAAACUUUAGCUCAGUACUUGACGAAUGAAUUACUUAUGAAAGUUAUGAUCGCUGCUUGGUUAGUAGUAAUUGCAAGUGCGGAUGGACUUCUUCUUCCCAAGCUUACAAGUGCAAAAACAUUCAAUUUAUCCUCAUUUGGUUCGAAACUCACACCUUCUAGUGUGAACCUUUUGAAUGCGGGAGGUAGCAAUGGUAGUAGUACUGGAUGGCAAUCUUCAUUGACAACGGCUAUGGUCAAUGUAGGAAAUAGUAUAGGGAUUAGUGGCUUCGGAAAGCUGUUGACAAACCCUGAACUUGAAACAGUUUUUUCAUGGCUCAACUUUUUAUGCCUAGAUUUUUUCCAUAACGGUGGGAAUGGACCAUCUGUUAAAGAUUUGAAGAAUUUACAGUAUCAAACAUUAUUACUUUUACCAGUUUACUACGAUGGAGAUGUGGAGUUUUUGACCCAAGAAGUUGAAAGGUUAUCACCUGCCUUUAUUCAAUCUUUGAGAGAUAGAAAUAACUUUGACAAUUUUCAAAAUAAAGAUAAACUGCCAAAACGUAGAGGAAGUUUAGGUAGAGCUGGAACAUUGGUUCGUAGCAACACCAUAGGUGCUAACGCAACAGCGAAAGCUAGGGCUAAGGCAGUCCAGGAAGUCCAGGAGGCUAACUUAGAUCCAAUAUCUACUCAAACAGCAGCUGAAGAUGUAAUCCUUAGAGUUUUGCUUAUUAAGGGAGAAAAGGGUUUUGUGGCGAGAAGACUUGAACAGAGAGAGAGAUUGGCACAUAGUAUCUCCACUGAGAGGUUGGCCAGAGCUGCAGCAGAGGGUGCUUUAAAACGUUAA
Molecule: messenger RNA, 4077 nt
Organism: Dujonia railenensis
Lineage: Eukaryota; Fungi; Ascomycota; Pichiomycetes; Serinales; Debaryomycetaceae
Source: the annotation of a GenBank genome assembly